AUGGGCGUAACCAAGAAGGAUAUCCAGCAUUACAUCAACUAUCUUCAGCGUGAUGCAGGAAUACUUCGGGGAGCCAACGGAGCCUGGAAUAAUGCGCUCCAACAACGACUAUACACAUGGCUACUCAAGGAAAAGAAGGGCUCAAAGACCAAAGCGAUUAUGGACAAGGACCCUGACAUCGACAACAAGCAAAACGUCAAGGACAUCGUGGACAAGAAGCACAGCCAUAAGGACAAGGACGUGGACGACAACAUCGCGGACAACAACAACAACNNGAACAAGGACGUGAACAAAGAUAACGUGGACGAGAACCAGAACGGCAACCACGACCAGAAGACUGAGAAUGUGGAGAACGAUGAUUCGGACUCAUCGUCAUCUUCGAGCUCCAGUGAUUCGAUACGCCCGCUUCCCGUAAUUGACACCUCCCAUUGGAGUUCCGAUUGGCACGACACGUGGGAGCAUAUUCUUACCUUGUCCAGCCAUGAGAUGACAGUCUACGACUUCACCCAGGUCGAGGUUCCAUUGAUAUCGCGGCAAGACGAUGCCACGGGUUGCUUGCAGGACUUGCCAUUGAAGGACAUGGAAGGCCGUUACCUCGCCAAGAUAGUCAUUGACUUGGUUACGGAUGUGCUAUGGGAGUCUGUGAAUUUCCAACAGUUGGAGGAAUGCAUGAUGCAGAAGCAGUACAAUGAGCUCCCGCCUCCAUUUGGUCCCAAGGUGGUUAUCUCCAUGCCGUAUACACUGCAGAUCGCCAUCAUGAAGACGAGCCUCACACACUGCACAGUAGUCAAGUAUUACUCCUUCGACCAAAAAGUCAAUCUACGACUGGAGUCAAAGCCCAAGCAUAAUACCGACGACCUGCAGAGUGGCUUUGCCUACAUCAAGGCCAACGGUCCCAGAACCAAUAUUGGUAACCAGCAAAUUGAGUGGGCGGAAAUCGAAACCCGGCGGACCGACAGUCCGCUCCAUGGAUGGUCAGCUGGAUUGGUUAAGGAAUGCCUGCGAGGGCAUGCGAGUGGGAUCGUGUAUGCGAAGACCAUGAACGACUUCUAUCUGACCCUGCAUGACCUGGCCGCCUGGUUCUUAGACGACGUUGUUGUUGAACUUCUUGGAGAUCUCAAGUCAAAGACCAUUGUGUUUCUCGGUUUGGCUGAGAAAGGAAAGACACCGGCAGCGCAAGCUAUCGCCAUGGCAGUCAGUGAGUACUACAUUAUGCGAGACAACAAGGAUGAUGGUAUUCAGCCGGGUUUCCGUAUCUGUUCCUCCCUUGAUCAACUACGAGGAGAGUCGGGUGAGAAAUAUCGACCGGACAUACUUGAUGAUCCGGAUAUCAACAUG
Molecule: messenger RNA, 1338 nt
Organism: Symbiodinium sp. CCMP2456
Lineage: Eukaryota; Dinophyceae; Suessiales; Symbiodiniaceae
Source: the annotation of a GenBank genome assembly